CGAGGUGGGAGCAGAGCUGCCGUCACGUGGCCGCCGGCAGCCUCAGAGUUGGGGCUGUUCUUCCGGGUUGGAGGCUCAGCGCCGCGGGGCCCAAGCCCGGGUCUGCCAGCGCAACGUCCCCUCGCGGCUCGCAGGGCACAGCCCAAGGCUGUCAGCCUCCCGGCCCAGUGAUUUGCCUUGAAGGAAACUGGGGAGUCAGAAAAUUGGGAACUCAUAUCAGCAUGGCAAGCCUACUGAAAACACUGGUGACUGGCUGCUCGUGUCCUUUACUUAGCAAUUUGGGGUCCUGUAAGGGUCUACAUGUGAAGAAGGAUUUUUUACGAACAUUUCAUACUCACCAAGAACUGUGGUGUAAAGCGCCUGUAAAACCAGGAAUUCCAUAUAAGCAACUGACUGUUGGAGUCCCCAAAGAGAUAUUCCAAAAUGAAAAGCGAGUGGCAUUGUCUCCUGCUGGCGUUCAGACCUUGGUCAAGCAGGGUUUUAAUGUUGUCGUGGAAUCUGGUGCGGGCGAAGCUUCCAAGUUCUCAGAUGAUCACUAUAGAGCGGCAGGUGCCCAAAUCCAAGGGGCAAAGGAAGCGCUGGCUUCUGAUUUGGUGGUCAAAGUGCGAGCCCCUAUGGUUAAUCCAACAUUAGGUGUUCAUGAAGCUGACCUUUUAAAGACAUCGGGAACACUGAUUAGUUUUAUUUACCCAGCCCAAAAUCCAGAGUUGCUAAAUAAACUUUCCCAAAGAAAAACUACAGUUCUGGCAAUGGACCAGGUUCCAAGAGUUACAAUUGCUCAGGGAUAUGAUGCACUAAGCUCCAUGGCCAACAUUGCAGGUUAUAAGGCUGUUGUCCUAGCAGCAAAUCAUUUUGGACGUUUUUUUACUGGUCAAAUCACAGCUGCUGGAAAAGUUCCUCCAGCUAAGAUUCUGAUAGUUGGUGGUGGUGUUGCUGGGCUUGCUUCUGCAGGCGCAGCAAAGUCGAUGGGUGCAAUCGUUCGAGGGUUUGACACAAGAGCUGCAGCUUUGGAACAGUUCAAGUCUCUUGGUGCUGAGCCCUUGGAGGUGGACUUGAAGGAAUCUGGUGAGGGACAAGGAGGAUAUGCAAAAGAGAUGUCCAAAGAGUUCAUUGAAGCUGAAAUGAAACUCUUUGCUCAACAAUGCAAGGAGGUAGACAUCCUUAUCAGCACAGCACUUAUUCCAGGUAAAAAAGCUCCAGUUUUAUUUAAUAAAGAAAUGAUUGAGUCAAUGAAGGAAGGUUCAGUUGUUGUGGAUUUAGCUGCUGAGGCUGGUGGAAACUUUGAAACCACUAAGCCAGGAGAACUCUACAUUCAUAAGGGAAUUACUCACAUAGGCUACACAGACCUGCCCAGCCGAAUGGCCACUCAGGCCAGCACCCUAUAUUCCAACAACAUCACCAAACUCCUGAAGGCCAUCAGCCCGGACAAAGAUAAUUUUUAUUUUGAUGUGAAAGAUGACUUUGACUUUGGUACGAUGGGUCAUGUCAUCAGAGGAACUGCAGUGAUGAAAGAUGGUAAAGUGAUUUUCCCACCUCCCACACCGAAAAAUAUUCCUCAAGGUGCCCCAGUAAAACAGAAGACAGUGGCUGAGCUGGAAGCUGAAAAAGCGGCUACCAUUACACCCUUCAGGAAGACAAUGACAACGGCUUCUGCAUAUACAGCAGGUCUCACAGGGAUACUGGGUUUGGGCAUUGCAGCUCCCAAUCUAGCCUUUUCUCAGAUGGUGACCACUUUUGGCUUGGCCGGCAUUGUGGGGUAUCAUACCGUCUGGGGAGUGACCCCUGCUCUCCACUCACCACUAAUGUCUGUGACGAAUGCAAUCUCAGGCCUGACUGCAGUUGGUGGGUUGGCACUGAUGGGAGGACAUUUGUAUCCUUCCACAACUUCUCAGGGCCUUGCUACUCUUGCCACAUUCAUAUCCUCCGUCAACAUUGCAGGUAUGAUGUGCUUUCUGGUAAACUCAGAGAUGCGAUGACAUGUCAAGCGUCCCACUGACCCCCCAGACAUACACUAGCUGUAUCUGCUGCCUAGCUGGAUACUUAUAUGUUGAGUUUUAAUAAUCUCUCUCUCUCCCUUUUCCUUUGAAAAGAUCAUGUACCUAGGCUCGGGUUUGUGCUGUGUUGGUGCCUUGGCUGGCCUCUCCACCCAGGGAACAGCACGUCUUGGCAAUGCAUUGGGCAUGAUUGGGGUUGCUGGAGGGCUGGCAGCCACCCUCGGAGUCCUAAAACCGGGCCCAGAAUUACUAGCUCAGAUGUCUGGAGCGAUGGCUUUGGGUGGUACCAUUGGAUUGACAAUUGCCAAACGCAUCCAGAUUUCUGAUUUACCUCAAUUAGUUGCUGCUUUUCACAGUUUAGUGGGUUUGGCAGCUGUACUUACUUGCAUAGCUGAGUACAUUAUAGAAUAUCCACAUUUUGCUACGGAUGCAGCAGCAAAUCUCACCAAGAUUGUGGCCUACCUCGGCACUUACAUUGGUGGCGUCACCUUUAGUGGGUCUCUCAUUGCCUAUGGAAAAUUGCAGGGUCUCCUGAAAUCUGCCCCUCUCCUACUGCCUGGAAGGCACUUACUCAAUGCAGGCUUACUGGCUGCUAGUGUGGGCGGGAUAAUCCCAUUCAUGGUAGACCCAAGCUUUACCACUGGCAUCGCCUGUCUGGGUUCUGUGUCUGCUCUCUCUGCUGUCAUGGGUGUGACUUUGACAGCUGCUAUUGGGGGUGCCGACAUGCCCGUCGUCAUCACUGUGCUGAACAGCUACUCAGGCUGGGCCCUGUGUGCAGAGGGCUUCCUGCUCAACAACAAUCUGCUGACCAUUGUGGGUGCACUCAUAGGCUCGUCUGGUGCUAUCCUGUCAUACAUCAUGUGUGUGGCAAUGAAUCGCUCCCUGGCUAAUGUGAUUCUUGGAGGCUAUGGUACUACUUCAACAGCUGGUGGAAAACCCAUGGAAAUUUCCGGCACACAUACGGAAAUCAACCUUGACAAUGCAAUUGAUAUGAUUCGAGAAGCUAAUAGCAUUAUUAUUACACCAGGCUAUGGUCUCUGUGCAGCCAAAGCUCAAUACCCCAUUGCUGAUUUGGUAAAGAUGCUCACUGAGCAAGGCAAAAAAGUCAGGUUUGGAAUUCACCCAGUUGCAGGCCGCAUGCCUGGUCAGCUUAAUGUGCUGCUGGCUGAGGCUGGAGUGCCAUAUGAUAUUGUGUUGGAAAUGGAUGAGAUCAACCAUGAUUUUCCAGAUACUGAUUUGGUCCUUGUAAUUGGAGCUAAUGACACUGUUAAUUCAGCAGCUCAAGAAGAUCCCAACUCUAUUAUUGCAGGCAUGCCAGUCCUUGAGGUCUGGAAAUCAAAGCAGGUGAUUGUUAUGAAGAGGUCUUUGGGUGUUGGCUAUGCUGCAGUGGACAAUCCAAUCUUCUACAAACCUAACACGGCCAUGCUUCUAGGUGAUGCUAAGAAAACAUGUGACGCGCUCCAGGCGAAAGUUAGAGAAUCCUAUCAGAAGUAAAUAUUAAGGAUCAAGCUGUUGGCUAAUAAAGCCACCUCUGCAGUUGUGGGAACAGGAAAAUAAAGUAUCAGUAUACAUGGUGAUGUACAUCUGUAGCAAAGCUCUUGGAAGAAAAGGAAGACUGAAGAAAGCAAAGUAAAUACUGUAUAGAGAGAUUUUUCAAAAGCAGUGAUCCCUCAAUUUUAAAAAAGGAUUGAAAAUUCUAAAUGUCUUUCUGUGCAUAUUUUUUGUGUUAGGAAUCAAAAGUAUUUUAUAAAAGGAGAAAGAACAGCCUCAUUUUAGAUGUAAUCCUGUUGGAUUUUUUAUGCCUCCUCAGUAACCAGAAAUGUUUUAAGAAACUAAGUGUUUAGGAUUUCAGGACUUAACAUUAUACACGGCUCUGAAAUAUCUGACACAAUGUAAACAUUGCAGGCACCUGCAUUUUGUGUUUUUUUUUUCCAACAAAUGUGACUAAUUUGAAACUUUUAUGAACUUCUGAGCUGUCCCCUUGCAAUUUAACCACAGUUUGAAUUAAUCAUAUCAAAUCUGUUUUAAUUUUUUAAACUGUACCUCAGAGUCUAUAUUUCAAGGGCAUAUUUUCUCACUACUAUUUUAAUACAUUAAAGGACUAAAUAAUCUUUCAGAGAUGCUGGAAACAAAUCAUUUGCUUUAUAUGUUUCAUUAGAACACCAAUGAAACAUACAACUUGAAAAUUAGUAAUAGUUGUAUUUUAGAAAAUCCCAUUUCUAAUUGGAGAUCUCUUUAAUUUCAAUCAACUUAUAAUGUGUAGUACUGUAUUAAGUGCACUUGAGUGGAAUUCAACAUUUGACUAAUAAAAUGAGUUCAUCGUGUUGGCAAGUGAUGUAGCAAUUAUCUCUGGUGACAAAAGAGUAAAAUCUAAUAUUUCUGCCUGUUACAAAUAUCAAAGGAAGACCCGCUACUAUGAAAUAGAUGACAUUAAUCUGUCUUCACUGUUUAUAAUAGGGAUGGAUUUUCUUUCAAAUCAGUGUAUGUUUUGAGGUCUUAUGUAAUUGAUGACAUUUGAGAGAAAUGGUGGCUUUUUUUUGCUACCUCUUUGUUCAUCUAAGCACCAGUAAAGAUCAUGUCUUUUUAUACAAGUCUAGAUUUUCUUUGUGACUUUGCUACUGUGCCUAAAGCUCUAAAUAUAGGUGAAUGUGUGAUGAAUACUCAGAUUAUUUGUCUCUCUAUGUAAUUAAUUUGAUACUAAGUUUCUCAAAAAAUUAUUAACACAUGAAAGACAAUCUCUAAACCAGAAAAAGAAGUAGUACAAAUUUUGUUACUGUAAUGCUAGUGUUUAGUGAGUUUAAAACACACAGUAUCUUUUGGUUUUAUAAUCAGUUUCUAUUUGGCUGUGCCUGAGAUUAAGAUCUGUGUGUGUGUGUGUGUGUGUGUGUGUGUGUGUGUGUGUGGUAAAGCAGAAGAGACUUUUUUUAAAGUUUUAAGUGAUAAAUGCAAUUUGUUAAUUGAUCUUAGGUCACUAGUAAACUCAGGGCUUAAUUAUCAUGAAUAUUCCAUUAGAAGAAAGUAAACACCAUCUUUAUUCCUGCCCUUUUCCUUCUCUCAAAGUAGUCAUAGCUAUAUCUAGAAAGAAGCAAUUUUGAUUUCUUGAAAAGGUAGUUCCUACACUCAGUUUAAACUAAAAAUAAUCAUACUUGGAUUUAUUAAUUUAUUUUUGUCAUAGUAACAUUUUUAAUUUAUAUAUAUUUUUACUUAGUAUGAUCUUACUCUUUGCUAUUUGCCAAUCCUUUGUCAUCAAUUGUGUUAAGUGAAUUGAAAAUUCA
Messenger RNA from Cercocebus atys (sooty mangabey), 5269 nucleotides. It is a transcript of the gene NNT, whose product is annotated as nicotinamide nucleotide transhydrogenase. NCBI's taxonomy places the organism in Eukaryota, Metazoa, Chordata, Mammalia, Primates, Cercopithecidae. Gene Ontology annotation, molecular function: NADP binding; NAD binding. The record is from RefSeq and is a predicted model, not a curated record. Gene Ontology annotation, biological process: proton transmembrane transport; NADPH regeneration. The transcript is spliced from 22 exons. Gene Ontology annotation, cellular component: mitochondrial inner membrane.